Messenger RNA from Biomphalaria glabrata, 6696 nucleotides. Its product is annotated as transient receptor potential cation channel subfamily A member 1 homolog. The record is from RefSeq and is a predicted model, not a curated record. Gene Ontology annotation, molecular function: monoatomic ion channel activity; protein binding. The transcript has 25 exons. Lineage: Eukaryota; Metazoa; Mollusca; Gastropoda; Planorbidae. Gene Ontology annotation, biological process: transmembrane transport; monoatomic ion transport. Gene Ontology annotation, cellular component: membrane. The coding region runs from base 1761 to 5522 and encodes 1253 amino acids.
CUAAUAACACUAAUUCUUAUAUUAAUUAUUAAUUAUUAUUAUAUUAUAGGCGAUAUUAUGCCGCCCACGCCUGAUCUGGUUCUUUCAGUUUUAGUCCUAAUGGAAAGGAGAUGACCAUUUCUUUCAGAUCUUAUAUAACAUUGGUUUAAUGGGUGCAGGUUGUCUUUAAGAAUGUGAAUGAUUUGGAAAGGCAUCUUUCUUGGAAAAUCUCUUCAAGAUCAUGGUAGCUGUACUUGAGUGAUAUAAGAUGCUUUUUUAAUUAGUCUAUUUAUUCAAGUCUUUGUGCCAGUGAAGUAUUACCAUACCAGCAGGUGAUGGAAAACUUAAUAAGACUGCUGAUGGUUGCUGUGUAGAAAAGUUUGAUUAGCUUUCUGAGAUAGAAGAGUUGCUGGUGAAUGUUCGUGUAUAGAUUUUGACAGUGUUUACUCCAUUUCAGUUUGUUGUUGAUAGUUGUGCCUAGAUAUUUAUAUUCUUGUACUUGUUCUAUGGUUUGGUUGUUUAUCUGAAUUUCAGCAAUAUGGUCUUUGUUUUUCCUAAAAUCAAUAAUCAUUUCUUUAGUUUUCUAAACAUUUAAAAUUAGAAAGUUAUCUAUACACCAUUCGUAAAAGGUGUUAAUUGUUGAAUGGUACAUAUUUUCGUCACCUGCACUAAGGCCAACGAUUGCUGUGUCGUCAGCAAAUUUUAUGAUGGGAGUGUCAGCUGAUAGACUCUGAAUGUCAUUUGUGUAUAUGGUAUACAAUACUGGUGACAGGAUGCACCCCUGCGGCGCUCCAGUGCUAAGUUUUCUCGUGCCUGACACAUACCCGUUCACUUUUACAUAUUGUGGGCGUUUGAUGAGAAAGUUUAGAAUCCAUGCUUGUAUGCUUUUGCUAACGUUCAAUUCAGAUAAUUUUUGUUAAUCUACCAUUACCAGUGUCACACAUCCUAUUAUAUAAUAACGUAGAUUGUACGUAAAUCUGUAAUUUAUGGAUCAAGAGAUCUAUUUUUUUUAUUCUAAUCUAGUUCUAGACUACACUAGACCAGAUUUACUAAAGAGUCUAGUUUGGAUCUAUAGAUAAUACACAUACAGGUUUAACACAGGUUUAAUUUUUCAGUUAGUUAUAUUAAUUUAACACAUAUUUAAAAUUAAAAUUACGUAAUGAAAUUCCACUAAAGCGAGUCUGUUAUGAAAUAGAGUUGCCAACAUAAUUUUUAUGUGUUCUGUAUAGCAGAAAAAAUUCUUCCUGGUGAUAGAAGUGGAAAUGCAGCAUGUUUUCCCCUCUAAUCAGCAAGAGUUCCCACUUGCAGACCUUGCUAUCUAUACGGCAAAUAAUGUUAAGGUCAUCUGUUUCUCUAAUCAGCAAGAGUUCCCACUUUCAUCUGUUUCUUUGGCCAAUGGUUAAUGAGAGCAGGGUGUCAUGUGUCUAGCACAAUGACCACCUUUACCUUCCCCAACUAAAGUCUGGUAUCCAUUAGAGUUGGGUGGACUCCUAAAAAUCCAGAAAUUCAAAUCCCAGUCUUCACAGAGAUUCAAACCCAGGAAUCAUCUCCGAAAGUCAAGUGCUUAACCACUCAGCCACCGAGCCCGAACUAUAGAUCUUGAAUUUUUAUUUAUAAUCCAUUUACCAUUCUUUCAAAGAAAGAAAUGAUAUGUUUUUUGUUUUCGUAACACAAACAGGUCACAUUAAAUGUCUCAUGGACAGCAAGGUCUUGAAAAGCUCUUACAUAUAUUUACUCUAAGCAGGGACUACCUUCUAAAUUAAACCACUGUAACUUCAAAUAUGAUGGGGAAAAAGAUACCUGGAAGCAGUAUUCCUUCCAAGAUUGCACACCAUCUCAGAAGACGUCACUCUGCUGACUCACUGGAUGAUGAAGACAAUGUGCUAGAAAUGAUGGCGGAUUAUGUGAUGCACCCAGGAGACAGCAAGAUGAAGCAGAGUGAGAGUAUUGGGGCGCUCAACAUCUCCCUGCAUCAGUGCGCCAGAGAUGGAGAUGAGGCCAACAUGAGAGUGCUUUUAAAGAGCAUGGGCUUGAAUGCGAAGAAGAAGAUCAAUCAGUUUGAUGAAGACAACAUCACUCCGCUUCAUUAUGCUGCUCGUUACAAUAGCCUUGGGGUGGUCAAGGUCCUUGUAGAAGCUGGGGCAGACGUCCAAGCUGUUGGAGGUGAAGACAGAAUCACGCCACUACAUCAUGCUGCUAGAUACAGAAGAGAGAAAAUGACUAGAAGAAAGAUUCCUGCUGGAAAAACUACAAGCGUGCAUUCCACUUCUGGACAUGACAUCGACCCACUGGAUGAGGAGGACCAGAAGUACAUCAAAGCAAACCGAGUUAGAAAGAACAGACAGGUUCCUUCCUUGCAGACAUUUGCUGCAGCAAAGAGCGAACAAGUGCUUCAGCAAAUAGAUAUGAAUGGAGGCCCAGCGCAGCCUGACCUUCAAGAACGUGACCCUGAUGGCAGCAUUGUGAGGUACCUGAUCAGCAAAGGUGCAAACAUUAAUGCCACCGACAUAUUUGGGCAGACUCCCCUCCACUUUGCCGCAAUGAGAGGCAACGAGGUGGCCUGCAGCAACCUUCUGUUCUUCAAAGAUAAAAUCAUAAUAAAUGCCAAUGAUAAUCAGGGCUCUACACCACUUCACACAGCAGCCUUGUACAAACACUUAGAGAUAGCUCGCAUGCUUAUAGAGGCUGGGGCAAACCUGAUGUCCAGAGACAAGGAACAGUGCACACCCUUACACCAUGCUGCCAGUGGAGGCAACUUUGAGUUGGUAAACUUGCUGCUGGAGGCUGCCUCCACCUCUGACUCAGGCUGGAUUCUAUUGUCUGAGAUGGUCAGUGCUAUAGAUAUAGAACAGAACACUCCUCUCCAUGUGGCAGUGGAUCAUGGUCACUAUGAAGUGGUCAAAGUCUUGUUAGAAAAAGCUGCUGAUGUCAACAAGCCACGCAAGCAUUUCAUGUAUCCCCUUCACUUGGCUGCACAGUCCGGGGAUGUCCGUAUAGCCCGUCUGCUGGUGGAGGGCAAUGCCCGCAUUGAUGCCCUUAACGAUGACCAGGCCACUGCCCUACACAGAGCUGCUGCCCUGAACCAUGUUCCAGUUGUAGCUUUUCUGGCCGAGAGGGGAGCGAAGGUGAACAAAAGGGACAAAGACAAUUACACCCCCUUGCUGUUAGCAGCAUCCUAUGGCAAUGUAGAUACAGUGGAGCUCCUAUUGAAGAAAGGGGCUGAUUAUAAUGCUGUGGAUAAAUAUGACAAGACUGCUAUAUUUCUUGCUGCAGAGAAAAAUCAUCUUAGUGUUUUAACAAAAUUAUUGCAAGAUCCCAGAGUCAAAAGACUUGUCAAUGACAGUGAUUGUUAUGAUAAUGACCCAAUACAUAUAGCGUCACAGAAAGGUUAUUUGGAAAUUGUCCAGCUGCUGUUAAAAAAUGGAGCACAUCUUGAUACAAAGAAUGAAGAAGAACUGACCCCUCUCCAUUGUGCCUCCAAGUAUGGCAGGACCAACAUAGUAAGAGAGCUGAUCAAACAUGACAAGACCAUUGUCAACCAUGAAGAUGAAAACUCAAACACUGCCCUGCAUGUUGCCGCCAGGUAUGGCCAUUACAAAGUGGCCAAGGUCCUGCUCAGUCUUGGGGCUGACGUCUUUACCAGAAACUACAACAGAUGGACACCUUUAGAUCUGGCUGCUUCCAAAGGCUGGACAAAGACUUGUACUGUCCUCCUGAAUGGUGGGGCACCAGUUGACCCUACAGAUAAACAUAAGACCUCUCCACUUCACUUGGCCACCUCCUAUGGUCACGCUCGGGUUGUAGAACUCCUCAUAGAGAGAGGUGCUAAUGUAGCACUGAAAGACGAUGAGGGAAAGAACUGUCUGGACAGAGCCAUAGAGAACAACCAAGCCACUGUGGCUAAAGUGAUUGUCAACUGUGCCUUCUGGAAAGAUGCCCUAAGAAAUGCUACUAAAGAUCCUAUCACUGGUAACAUAGAUACUCCUCUGAGAAAACUUAUCAAGCAUAUGCCAGAAAUAGCCCAACGUGUUUUUGACAGGUGUUUAAGUUAUGGCCAUGAGAAAAACCCAGAAAGACCAGAAUAUGAAAUAACUUUUGACUACGAGUUUUUGGAUGAUGUGUACGCACCAUGGAUUGCUGCAGUGUUAAAGAAUGAGGAAACACAGCAAAGUGAAAGUAACUUUGAUGAUGAAGAUGAAAGACUUCCAGCCGAUGCCAAACCAUACUCAACAGACACAAAUAUUUUGAAGAAAAAUCACCCACUGUAUAUUAUGAUACUGUCAGAAAGAGAGUCCCUCCUGGCACAUCCCCUGGCCACCUCACUUCUGCAGUACAAGUGGAACAAGUUUGGCAGCUUCUUCUACUACCUUUCUUUCUGUAUCUACGUCGUCUUUUUGGUGUUCCUGACUGGCUUCAUGAUCAGCACUGAACCACCAUUCCAUUUUGACAGUAAAGAUAGAGAACUGAUUGAGAACAACACCUGUAAUGCCCUGGGGAAGAAAUACGAACAGCCUUUGUUUGCUAGAGUUGGCACUUAUAUCAUCCUGACAUUGGCUGGAUUCAAUAUGCUCAAGGAGUUGUUGCAGCUGUACCAAGCCAAGUUGAAUUACCUGGGCUGGACCAACCUGAUAGAAUGGGGCAUCUAUCUGUCUGCUGUUCUGUUGGUGAUCAACUACAAUGACUGUCAGGGAGCUACUGGAUACAGAUUGGAGUGGCAGUGGAACAUGGGAGCCAUCACUUUAUUCUUGGGCUGGUUUGAACUGGUUCUUUUAAUCCAGAAGUUUCCCAGAUUUGGCAUCUACGUGGUGAUGUUCACUGAUGUACUACACACGUUCAGCCAAUUUUUUGUGGUCUUCUUUUUGUUCAUCAUUGCAUUUGCCUUGGCAUUCUUUACGUUGUUACAGGGGCAGUUCCCCUUUGAAACCGUGACCAAGUCUCUGAUCAAAACAUCUGUCAUGUUGAUUGGUGAGUUUGAGUUUGAUGACAUUUACAAUGCUAAAGACAGCCCGUUGCCCUACCCUGUGGCCUCCUACAUCAUCUUUGUCAUCUUCCUCAUCAUCAUGAGUAUCAUCAUCAUGAACUUAUUGGUGGGUUUGGCUGUAGAUGACAUCAAAGCUGUCCAGGAGCAGGCUGCCCUCAAGAGAAUGGCCAUGCGGGUAGAGCUGGCUCUAGAUGUGGAGAGGUUGAUCCCUCACUUCAUCAGGAUAAAGGCAUUCUCCCGGCGGAGGACCCUAAAGCCUAACAUGACCCACUCCAACCCAGUACGACGGGCUUUCACCAGCUCUUACUUGAGUCCACAGUCAUUACAGAAAGCCUUGAAUCCAGAGUUGAGUGAGAUGGAGAAGGUGAAAACCAACCAGGACAGACUGUCCUCCCAGAUGAGGAAAGUCAAACAGACUGUGAAGGGGAUGAAAGAACAGAGUCAGAAGCUAGAGUCCAUGAUGAAGGCUAUCGUAAAGGCUCAUAAGAUAGAGUGGCAAGAGGAGGACUACCAACUGGACGAGGAUGUAGAGCUGUCUGAUGAUGACGACGGCAUGUUGUAGUGACCACUUGUUGACCUUUGUUUGACCAACGAUGUUUUAGCUUUUUUUUUUUUUUAAACAUGUUUAUUAACAGUAAUUGAUAGUUGUGUAAUUCAUUAAUGUGUACAGAAGGCACAGAAUGUCAAAAGUUGAAAACAGCAUGUACUUAUGCCUAACUAGCAUUACACUUUGAGAUUGUAUCAUUUCAAUACUGGAGGUGAAAUACUCACUGAAAACCAAAGCAACUGAUCACCAUCAUCAUGUUCUCUUUGUAUUAUGUGAUGUGUAGCAGAACUUGUCCAGGACUUGUUGAAUUCAUACAACUUGAUGUGAAUACAAUGAUUAGAAGACAUUGACAAUUUAUCUCAUCUUAUAAAAUACAGACGUUACUUCAUGAAAGAAGAUGAUUACAUUUUACACAUGUCCUUAGGUCAAUCUUGUCUUGAAUUCUGCCAAGUCACUGGUUUUCCUGGCUGACUCAGGCAACCCAUUCCAUGCUCUAAUAGCACUAGGGAAGAAGGAGUAUUUGUACAAAUGUAUCUUAGCGUAAUUUAACUUCCAAAGCUAAUAAGCACAUGUGAUGAAGUAACAGUGUAUUUGGUGUCAUCUGUUCUUCAGUAUCAUAAACAUAUUUUUGGAAAACCACUGGGAAACUAAGGGCAUAGUUCACUUUUUAUAUUAUGGAUUGACUCAUUUUUACUUUAAAUUUAUGCAUAUUAUGAAUUUAUGAAGUUGUAUGUUACUAACAUAGUAUUGGAAUCAUGACUUAAGUUGUAAAUAGACUUUGGGUCCAAUUUUUUAUGUAACUAUUUUGGCAUUGAUUCCAUUGCUCAGAGACCACUACCUGUCACCAUUUCAACCUGGGUACAAUUAUUUACCUUUUGUUAAAAGAAUAUUUGGUGGUGUAACUUUUGUUGCAUUAAGCUUUUUUUUUUUUUGAUUCAGCCUUUUAUUUUCCUUUAUGUAGUGUCCCUUUAUUGAAUGGUGUUUGAAUGUCAGGCUUAGCAAUGUGAAGUCCAUUAAGCCCUUGCCAAACUGUGUAUAUAUGACAUUAACAUCAUUUUUCAUUUAUCUGGCUCUGCCGCUGCUAUGGUAUUUAUUAGGUGAUGCAGCUAGUUUUCUUUCAUAAGACUCGUCACCCAGAAAACGAUCUGUGUCUACAUUGACACAAUAGAAGUACAAUUUAGUUAUUAGC